CUUGGGGCUCCUUCAUUUCAUACUGUAAUUAUUUCGGAAAAUAUCAUAGCGACGGCGAGCUUGGGGGUUCUGGUGCCAUUCUGCAUGUUUGGGGAGGGUUUUCUCCCAUCUCCGGUCCCUUGUUGAUGUUGCUUGUUCAUAGAGACACAGACUACUACUUACUACUGCUGCUAUGUAUGUGACGUGUAUGUACGAUUAGAGUUAGCGCGCAAGACCUCUCUACUUCUUACUUCCUGUUCAUGGUAAACCUUUCUGACCUUUCUGACCUUUCGUGCAUAUUGAAACCGCCCCAUCUCACCAAAGGCCCCGAUCAGAGCAAUGACUGGAGGAUGGGGGCGAGUGCCCAUCCAAGCUUUCCCGCCUCCAUCACGGCCGGCGGUUACCAUCCCGUCCAUCACAACCGCUCCAUCCUCUCGUCACCUUCCCACCUUCCACCUUCUUCUCCCCCAAUUCCCCCACCGGUCGUCCACACCCACACCACUCCUUUCCCCUCCAUUCCGCUCCUGGGAGCGAGUCUGAAUAUCCGGUCGCUCUUUGCAAUUCUUCCUAGGUCUGUCCUUGGCUACACCGCCGUCCCGAGUGAGUCAGGACCCCUUCCUCGGCCUGCUCCCCACUUCCGUCAUCAUCGUCGAGCUAACGACGGGAACUACGGUUAGGCUGCCUUGGGGACGGUUACUACCUGGACUAGACCACUAGACUACUAGUGAGCAGCGACUACUCGAUCUAUCGGCCCCUACCAGACUGCCACCACGAUUUCUCGCAGUGACGACGACUAAGCAUCGCCUACCCUCGUUACC
Aspergillus heteromorphus CBS 117.55 is the source of this 797-nucleotide messenger RNA. RefSeq lists its product as uncharacterized. NCBI's taxonomy places the organism in Eukaryota, Fungi, Ascomycota, Eurotiomycetes, Eurotiales, Aspergillaceae. The record is from RefSeq and is a predicted model, not a curated record. Bases 240 to 656 code for a protein of 138 amino acids. The transcript has a single exon.